GAGAAUACUUGGAGAACUCAUCCACAUUAUUCACCUUCAGUUUCACCUUCAAUUCCUUGAUCAUGGCUGCGGCAGGCGGUGAAAGAGAGUCAAACAAGCUUCAGCUCUACUCUUUCUGGCUCAGCUCUUGCUCUUGUCGUGUUCAAAUUGCUCUCAAUCUCAAAGGACUGGAUUUCAAUUACAAAGCGGUUGACUUGGUGAACGGUGAACAACUCAGCCCUGAAUUUUUGAAGCUGAAUCCUAUGGGGUAUGUUCCGACCCUUGUUGAUGGAGACAUAGUUAUUUCAGACUCUUUCGCCAUUUUGAUGUAUUUGGAAGAAAAGUAUCCGCAGCAUCCAUUGUUGCCCAAGGAUCUUCAGUUAAAGGCAAUCAAUUUUCAGGCUGCAAAUAUUGUUUCUGCACAUGUACAGCCUCUACAGAAUCCAGCAAUUCUUGACUAUAUUGAAGAAAAAGUUGGUCCUAAUGAGAAAGUUCCAUGGAGUCAGACUCAUGUACGAAAUGGCUUUGCAGCACUAGAGAAGCUGUUGAAAGAUUAUGCUGGGAAGUAUGCCACUGGUGAUGAGAUAUAUCUGGCUGAUCUAUUUCUAGUGCCACAAAUCCAUGCAGCAAUCAACAGAUUGAAUAUGGAUAUGAAUGAAUUCCCCCUUCUAUCUCGUAUAUACAAGGCAUACAAAGAGGUGCCUGCUAUUCAAAAUGCCAUGCCAGAGAAACAGCCUGAUGCACCUGCUGAGGCAAGAUCGAGUCUGAGGUACCUACUAUACUUAUAAUGGGUUGGUGUCCGCACGAGUUUAACUCAGUAAUUUAGUACGCAGUAUUUGGAAGAAGUAUAAUGCACUGGAGCCUGGAUGGAGGGCUUAAAGACAAAGAAUGCUUAGCUUCCACUUCAUACUCUGCAAUUCCCAUUUUAAUUUCCAUCUCCCACAUUAUCAUCAAUAUAUAUGUUCAUGUAAAAGAAUUCUGAUCUGUAGCUCUUGCACUAGACUUGGAAAUUGGAUUUUCAUGUUUAACAACAAAGACACCAGAACGUCAUGCUCCCUUGAGGGCUAGCUAGCUUGAAGUGAGUAUUAUAUUGUU
This is a messenger RNA of Ipomoea triloba (trilobed morning glory), 1074 nucleotides long. Its product is annotated as glutathione S-transferase zeta class-like. The coding region runs from base 63 to 767 and encodes 234 amino acids. Gene Ontology annotation, cellular component: cytoplasm. Gene Ontology annotation, biological process: L-phenylalanine catabolic process; glutathione metabolic process. NCBI's taxonomy places the organism in Eukaryota, Viridiplantae, Streptophyta, Magnoliopsida, Solanales, Convolvulaceae. Gene Ontology annotation, molecular function: glutathione transferase activity; maleylacetoacetate isomerase activity. The record is from RefSeq and is a predicted model, not a curated record. The transcript is spliced from 11 exons.